AUGGCUAUCUACUCUCAGGCGGCGGCACGGCGUAGUCAGCUGUACGCUUUCAAGCAUGAGCAAUUCCGAAAUGUGAUAAUAGCGAUACAAGGCUUGAAGACGAAAGAGAGCGCCCGAGUCAUAGUGCCCGCCACUGGAGAUAAACAUAGCCACACAGCCCCUUUGCGGGUGUACGGCCCUGCACCCUAUCGCACACGCAACCAUUCGUCACCGCAACCGGGGUUUGUUCUUAUACCACCACCAUCCCCACAUCUCUCUCUCCCACAUCCACAGGCCACCAGUCCUUCACCGGUCUUGAGGCCCUUUGUCCCACAUCUCGACCACCACCGCCCUUUCAGGAUGCGCUGCUUCUUCUCGGCAUCGCUCGUCGUCGCCAGCCUCGCUGGCCACGUCUAUGGUCAUCGCUACGCAGCGCCGAGCGCUACAGACCAUGGACCGGUCAACCACCGCCGUCAGUCACUUGGGUUCGGCCCACAACACCCUCACGCGGUGUUCUACUCGAGUCCCUACCAGAUCAAGACUAAUGGGUUCACCCCCACGGAUCCCAACAUGGACCCAAUGGAGGUCGCCCGACUCUUCCUAGAUGACGUUCUCAUGGGACAGGUAGGCUCGGGCUCGUCGUACAAGAUGCGCAAGGAUUCCUACACCGACAAGAACACGGGCGUGACCCACGUCUAUGUCCGCCAGCUCGUCAAUGGGCUUGAGGUCUCCGAUGGAGAUAUCAAUCUCAACAUCAAGGAUGGAAUGGUCAUCUCCUACGGCAAUUCGUUCUACAACGGGGCCGUGCCGCCACCAUUCACCAACCCAGAUAUCAGCAGCGUGCCUGACCCUCGUCGGGAAACCUGUGAAUACCUAUUCCAGGAGUUGCAAGGCUUUGAGCGUGCGGCGCUCUACGUCGACUCGGAGCAGGUCCUGCUGUCCCAAUCGUACGCUGAGAAUGCUGAGACGGUCCAUGAACUCGAGCACCUGCUCAAGAGCAAGAGUAAUUGCCAUGUCCCAGACCUCUGGCAAUCGGAACUACACUCCGACGACAUGUCCGACUUCCGUCCUGCCCUGCUUUCAUUUAUGGCUGUUGCUACCCCUGAUAUGGGGUUGACCCAGAAGAUUUACAAGGAUUUCGACACCUACAAGAACAACCUGGUCGUUACGCCUGUUCACCACUUUGCCUCCGAUGACGAGCAUCGUAUUGAAUUCACCGUCGACAACGUCCCUGACGCCAUUAAUCCGGCCAAGGCAAGGUUGGCCUACAUUCAAGUUCCGAAUGAGGCUGGCGACAACACCGAGCUGCACCUCGUCUGGAAGUUCGAGGUUGAGAUGAAGGACAACUGGUAUGAGAGUGCUGUUUCCGCCUCUCCUCCGUACAAGAUCAUCUCCGUGGUCGACUGGGCUGCCGAUGCUCCCAUUCCCAAGGUGCCCGACUUCAGCCCUGCGACAUACAACAUCUUCAAGUGGGGUAUCAACGAUCCUAGCGUUGGCAAUCGCUCCACCGAGAAGGAGAACUUCGACGCGCUGGCAUCACCUGCUGGCUGGCACGCUAUUCCUUAUUCCUUUGACCCGGCGUACAAGGGUGUGAGGCUGUCGACAAAGGAGUUCUGGAGGAACACCACGACCACCUGGGGCAAUAACGUCUUCGCGCAGGAGAACUGGGAAGGCCAGAACGCUUUCAUUAACAACUACCGGCCCGAUUCUGGCAAGAACAAGGUCUUCGACUACGAAUACGAUCCGCAGGAGACCGAGAAGCCUGACGCCAUGGACGAGGCACAGAAGUACAUUAACACCACUAUCACACAGCUCUUCUACACCACUAACUUGGUGCACGAUUUGUACUACCGCUACGGCUUCGAUGAAGUCUCGGGCAACUUCCAGCAGUACAACUUUGGACGUGGUGGUGCCGAGAACGAUGCCGUCAUCGCCAACGCGCAGGACGGCUCGGGCUUCAACAACGCCAACUUUAUGACGCCGCCUGAUGGUCAGAACGGACGGAUGCGGAUGUACUUGUGGAAUACGGCGCUCCCGUACAGAGACGGUGAUCUCGAGGCGGGUAUCGUCAUCCACGAGCUCAGCCAUGGCUUGAGCACGCGCCUGACGGGUGGGCCAGCCAACUCUGGCUGCUUGGGAUGGGGCGAGAGUGGUGGUAUGGGUGAGGGAUGGGGCGAUUUCCUUGCUACGACUAUCCGCAGCAACAAGAUCUACUCGGACUACGCCAUGGGUGCCUGGGCAGCGAACCGCGAGAAGGGUAUCAGGAACUACAUCUACUCAACGAACGAGACUGUCAACCCUUCGACGUACAAGACCCUCGACAAGCCCGGCUACUGGGGUGUUCACGCCAUCGGCGAAGUCUGGGCUGAGAUCCUCUGGGUCGUCUCGCAGAAGCUGAUCGAGAAGCACGGGUAUUCCGAGGAUCUCUUCCCUCCUGCGCCGCUCGGGGACGGCACGAUUCCUGCUGGCGACUUCUACCGCGACACCAAGACGGGACCUCUGGUGCCUAAGCAUGGGAACUCGCUGAUCGUCCAACUCGUCCUCAACGGCAUGAAGCUCCAAGUCUGCCGUCCCUCGUUCUUCGAUGCUCGCGAUGCUAUCAUCCAAGCUGACCAAGUCCUUACCGGCGGCGAGAACUUCUGCACGCUGUGGGAUGGCUUUGCCGCCCGCGGUCUGGGAGUCGACGCCACCGUUGUCAACCGCACGCCGUGGGGUGGAGGAAUCCGCACCAACGGCUAUGUCGUCCCCGCUGCGUGCCAGGACGACGAGGAGCCUACACCUGAGGACCCGGAGGACCCAACACCCGAGCCUAAGAAGCCGAAGGAGAAGAAGCACAAGCACCUUUAA
This is a messenger RNA of Cyclocybe aegerita, 2826 nucleotides long. The record is from the annotation of a GenBank genome assembly. Lineage: Eukaryota; Fungi; Basidiomycota; Agaricomycetes; Agaricales; Hemipholiotaceae.